Anarrhichthys ocellatus (wolf-eel) is the source of this 1599-nucleotide messenger RNA. It is a transcript of the gene miox, whose product is annotated as myo-inositol oxygenase. The transcript has 10 exons. Gene Ontology annotation, biological process: inositol catabolic process. Bases 72 to 932 code for a protein of 286 amino acids. Gene Ontology annotation, cellular component: cytoplasm. Gene Ontology annotation, molecular function: iron ion binding; inositol oxygenase activity. The record is from RefSeq and is a predicted model, not a curated record. NCBI's taxonomy places the organism in Eukaryota, Metazoa, Chordata, Actinopteri, Perciformes, Anarhichadidae.
GUUUAAACCGGCAGGGUAUAUAGAGACAGGAGGAACGAAAAACACCACAACACAGACUUCAUCUGUCAGCCAUGAGUGUCAUCAACAUCGGUCCAGACCCGUCUCUGGCAUAUCGGCCAAAUUUGGAGAUGAAUAAAAGUAAAGAAAAGCAAGACUACAGGAACUAUGAGAGUGGAAGUCUGAUCGACCGUGUGUUCAACACAUACAAGCUUAUGCACACCAAUCAGACGCUGGACUUUGUGAAGCAAAAGCACUCUCGAUGGGGCGGCUGCAACCACACUCAGAUGACGAUGAUGGACGCCAUCAUGUCUCUGGACAACAUGGUGGACGAGUCCGAUCCUGAUGUGGACUUCCCAAACUCUUUCCAUGCCUACCAGACUGCUGAGGGCAUCCGCCAGGCGCACCCAGACAACGACUGGUUCCAGUUGGUGGGUCUGAUCCAUGAUGUUGGGAAGGCAAUGGCUCUUUGGGGCGAACCCCAGUGGGCUGUAACAGGCGACACCUUCCCAGUGGGCUGCAGGUUUCAAAACUCCAUCGUGUUCAGAGGCAACACCUUCCUGGACAACCCAGAUGAGAAAAACCCCAGCUACAACACUGAAUACGGGAUCUAUGAACCAAAUUGCGGGCUCGACAAAGUCCUCAUGUCCUGGGGCCAUGACGAGUAUCUCUACAGAGUUCUGAAGUUCAACAACUGCUCCAUCCCCGAGCAGGGGUUGUGCAUGAUUCGCUUCCAUUCAUUCUACCCCUGGCACUCCGACGGAGACUACAUGCACCUGUGCAAUGAGAAUGACCAGCGCAUGCUGCUCUGGGUCCAAGAGUUUAACAAAUUUGACUUGUACUCAAAGAGCACCGAGAUGCCCGACGUCGACACGCUGAAGCCGUAUUACCAGUCUCUGAUCGACAAGUACUGUCCUGGAGUACUGAAGUGGUGAAACAGACAAACAGCAACACCAUAUAGGAACAGAGGGUGAUUACAUAAGCCGAGUAAAUCAAUAACUUGUGUUGUUGCAUAAUAGUAAUAACAAAACUGGAUGUAGUGUCUCCUGUAUACACAUUACUAAUACUAAUUUAACUCAAGUUAAUAAAUGUACAUAGAGAUAUAACUUGUGAUUGUUACACAUUUCAGAUGAAGAAAUGACAAAACAUUUAUUUAUUAUUUUACUUUAAUGUGAUAAAAAAAAUGUAAAAGAUACUACAUCAAUGUGUGUGAUAUGUUUCAUUUCAAACAUUAACAGAAGAAAAAGAGACAUUUGUGGGGGAAAAAGAAAGUAGAGUUGUUUUAGUUAGUUCAGUACAUACAGCAAGAGACUAAUGUAAAAACACACACACACACACACACACACACACAAGGACUACAGUAUGCAACACAAACAGGAGACCAAGAAUACCAUGAACAUACAUUUACUCUCUGAAUAGGCAACAGAAGCUGCCUUUUAUUUUAUAUUUCUCUCUUCUUUCAACGGGAUUUGAUCUGCUGACUAGAUUGAUUGUUCACCAUAAGUCCAAACAAACCGAGGAGGUUUUAAAAUUCCUAAACAUCUGGCAAAGAUCUACUGAAUUAAGUGACUGCUUUCUGAUAUAGACAGCUGAUGCAGUAAU